Messenger RNA from Hirsutella rhossiliensis, 513 nucleotides. RefSeq lists its product as uncharacterized. The transcript has a single exon. The record is from RefSeq and is a predicted model, not a curated record. Lineage: Eukaryota; Fungi; Ascomycota; Sordariomycetes; Hypocreales; Ophiocordycipitaceae. The coding region runs from base 1 to 513 and encodes 170 amino acids.
AUGAAUGGAAGCGUCCGCGCCGGCAGCGCCGUCUCCUCGGGCAGCACAUGGGGCGCUGGCAGCACUAUUCCCGUUGGCAGAGGCUCGCGCGUCUGCUCCGACGGCGGAGACCUUCGCGUUCUGGCCGUCCUGGCCGUCCUGGCCACCUCCGCUGCCUUUGCCACCCUUGCCGCCCUUGCCGCCGACAGAGGCCCAGGUGUCAUCUCCGGUGACAGAGACCUGCGUGUCAUGGCCAUCCUGGCCGUCAUGGCCGUCACGGCCGUCCUGGCCGUCCUGGCCGUCCUGGCCACCUCCGCUUCCUUUGACGCCCUUGCCGCCCUUGCCGCCGACAGAGGCCCAGGCGCCGUCUCCGGCGACAGAGACCUCUCCGCCUUGUCCACCGACAGAAGUCAUCCCGUCCUGCCCGCUGGUAGAGACCUGAAUGGCCGGGUGGGCCGAGGCCAGUCCAACAAAGAGAGCAGCGAGAGUGGUGGUGUACUUCAUUUUGGCAGACAGAGAAGAGUCAAGGAAUGA